Messenger RNA from Prorocentrum cordatum, 2325 nucleotides. The record is from the annotation of a GenBank genome assembly. Lineage: Eukaryota; Dinophyceae; Prorocentrales; Prorocentraceae.
CCACCCAUCGCGGCUAUAGCUGGGCCCCUUUGGUCUUGUCAUGUUGGAAACACGCACUCUCAACCGCGUUCCCCCGGCUUUUGAGAAAGUUCUGCGGCCUGCCCGAGGAGUCACGCGAGACGCCCUGCAGGCGAUUUGUGAAUUGUGGGCCUGGACCUGUGAUCAAGUCUAGAGAGCUCGGAGGCACCGAGGAUACUCCACCAGGUGCCCAGCAAUGGCGCUGCCUGCCCACCCACAACGCACACACUGCGCUGGCUCAAGGCGAUCCCGACGCUGAACCGUGGCUGGGGAGCGCUCUGGCCGCGGCUGCGUGAGCCAGCCAUGCUCCGCGCGCCAGGAAACGCCUUGCAGCCCGCCGCGGGCCGCGGCGGCCCGGCGGGCGGCAGCGGCGGCCCCGCCGCCACGGCGGCGCUGUCGGCGGCGAGGAGGUGGGCGCCAGGUUUCCGCAGCGCGGCGGCGAACCACAGGCUCCUCGCUGCGGCGGGCUGGGCGGCGGCAAGCCUCGCCGGCGACGGCUGGGGGCGGCGCGGCCGCCGUCGGCGGCGCGGGAGGCCCUGCAGCUGCCUGCCGGCGCGGCCAGGCCAGGCGACGCCGACGGACUUCUACGGCCUGCUGGGGCUGCCUCGUUUCAGCGCCCGCGCCGCGGAUGUCCACAGGGCCUACCGCCGGGUGCUGAAGCUGGUUCACCCCGACGUGCUCGGCGGGCACACUACGGCCCUGGCCAGCCUCAUCACCACAGCAUACCACACGCUCAGAGACGAGGCCCAGAGGCAUAGCUACGACGACUCGCUGCGAAAGCUCACCAUCUCGGGCUCGGCCGAAGCAGAGACCGAGGAGGAAGGUCUGGUGAGCCGGAGAAGUAGCUGGGAGUCCAGUUGCGCCCCCGAGGGUUCGAGGGGCGUCUUCGUGGACGAGUCCGAGUGCGUGAUGUGCGUGCGGUGUGUGGAGUGCGCCCCGAGCACGUUCGAGAUGGAUUGGGAGGGCUCUGGGCGCGCUCGCGUCACGCACCAGUACGCCGAUCCCACAGAGGACGUGGACUGGGCUGUCGCGUCUUGCCCAGUGGAAGCCAUCAGCUACCGCCCCCGCGACGAGCUGGAGCUGCUGGAGGACAUCAUGGCCCACUGCGACCUCGAUGGCGCAGACGGCGCCAUGCAGCGGCGGCAGCUCGACUUUGAGGGCUCCAGGCAAGGAGAGGGGCCCUUCGACUACCUCCAGCAGCUCAAGAGCGGCAAGCGACUGCCCGAGCCGAUGCGCGGGCGGCUGGGCAGCGACCGCAGAGAGGGCGACUCCAGCUGGCUCCCCGGGGGGACCGCGCAGCGCAGCGCCGCGGCGCCCCGGGAGCUCGGCGCGGCGAUCGCGCAGGCCGCCGCCGCAGUGCCCGAGGAGGUCAGGCGCCUCGCCUGGCCGCCGCGGGAGGCGCAGGCUGUGCAGUGAUGGCGCUCCAGCGGCUGACGCGACCGGGGUUCGGACAGGGGGCCACAUGUCAAACGACGCGAAGAUCGGGACAAAAUCGGAUCGGGAUAACUCGAAAUCUCUGACCAAUUCAGACUCCGGGCCGCCUCCAACGACUGGGUACCGCGCCGCGUUCGUUUAACAGUCUCGAUGGCGGUACAUUUGCGCCGAUCAUGUAGAAGGUUCGGAGAUUUCCCUCUUCGCCUUGGCCUAGCGUUUCAUCAGCAUGGGCCUGUCGUUUGCCCAGGACUCCUGCCAGGAGUCAGGCCUAGACAUCCUGCUCCAACCGCUUCUGAAUCACAGCCUCAACCUCAGCAGCAGUGAUGGGUCUUAGGAGUUUGCGACCUGCGUAGGCGAACAGCCCCGUGUUUUUGUUUUAUUGAGGGCAGCCCAACGAGGGAGUCGGCGUCCUCACCUUCAGGGUGACACCGUGCCGUCGGGACCGCUCGGUUCCGAGGCAUAUCCGAUCCGACACAGUGUCCGAAGUGUGUUGAUUGCUAUAUUUUUCUCUCUUCAGUCGGGCUCAUCGGUUUCAGCCCCACUGGCAAGGCGCGCGUCUUGGAGCGGACUCUUGGCCAGCUUCCAGCUCAGUUCUCUCGUUUUGAACCGUCGGGGCCUCUGGAGAGUACAUCUCUGGCCAUGUCGCCGUUCCUGUUCCAGCCGUUCUCCGAGAAGUGGCUCAGGGCGAGAUAUCUAAAGAGCCGCACCUCCUGCCCUGGAACUGUGGGUUCAUCGUUCCCCUCAGAUGCCACGCGACGCGCGAUGCCACUCAUGGCUUGAGCAACUCAACGUCCGCGCUGGGGCGGACGGGGUCCUUCGAGUGGCCAGUGCGACGUCUGCGGAUGUCACAAGCUGGCGCAUUUACAACACCAG